Messenger RNA from Panicum virgatum (switchgrass), 1134 nucleotides. Its product is annotated as ras-related protein Rab7-like. Gene Ontology annotation, molecular function: GTP binding; GTPase activity. The record is from RefSeq and is a predicted model, not a curated record. Bases 207 to 827 code for a protein of 206 amino acids. The transcript is spliced from 7 exons. NCBI's taxonomy places the organism in Eukaryota, Viridiplantae, Streptophyta, Magnoliopsida, Poales, Poaceae. Gene Ontology annotation, cellular component: vacuolar membrane.
UUCCUGGUCAAACCCGGAUGAGAUCCCGCGGGCCCAUCCCUGUGGUCUCGUUUGUGGCCAAACCAAAACGCCUCUUCUCUUUCCCCUUCGCCGCGGCUCGCGAGUCGCGACGGCAAGGUAGCAAACACUGCUUAGGGUUCUCUCUCUCUAGCAUCUUCUCUCUCUGUCCCCCAAGCGCGUGGAGCACGAGCCCUUGGUAGAUCCCGAUGGCCUCGCGACGGCGCACGCUCCUCAAGGUCAUCAUCCUCGGCGACAGCGGGGUCGGGAAGACUUCGCUGAUGAACCAAUAUGUGAACAAGAAGUUCAGCAAUCAGUACAAGGCUACGAUCGGCGCCGAUUUCCUCACCAAGGAGGUCCAGUUCGAGGACAGGCUCUUCACUCUUCAGAUAUGGGAUACUGCUGGACAGGAAAGGUUUCAGAGUCUUGGUGUUGCAUUCUAUCGUGGAGCUGAUUGUUGUGUUCUAGUUUAUGAUGUUAACUCUAUGAAGUCAUUUGAUAAUCUGAACAACUGGCGUGAAGAAUUUCUAAUUCAGGCUAGCCCAUCUGAUCCCGAUAACUUCCCUUUUGUUCUGCUUGGAAACAAAGUUGAUAUUGAUGGUGGCAACAGCCGUGUGGUCUCUGAGAAAAAGGCAAAGGCUUGGUGUGCCUCAAAAGGCAACAUACCUUACUUUGAGACAUCUGCAAAAGAAGGAACUAAUGUGGAAGAUGCUUUUCAAUGCAUGGUAAAAAAUGCCCUAAAGAAUGAACCUGAAGAAGAAUUGUACGUGCCUGACACUGUCGAUGUGGUGGGUGGCAAUCGGACCCAAAGGUCAUCAGGCUGCUGUUAGUUGAUGGUCUUCGGAGGCCACAUCAAUUAUUCAAUAUCCAGUCCUUAGCUCCUGUAUAAUGUCAUGGUUCUGUAUUUCAUUUGUGACCUUAAUCGAUCACCCCUUAUGUAUGAAAUCAAGAAUUCAUGCAUCUGUUCUCGAAUUGUCACAUUACUUGCUGUGCAGUUUAUCAGUGUAUUUAUCAUGCAUGUGAAUACACUGCGAAUAAUAUUGUUACAUACCAGUCUGUGCAGUUUAUCAGUGUAUUUGUCUUGUGAAUACACUAUGGUUAAUAUUGCCAAAUAACAGUUUUCUGAUAAUGCAUGUA